This is a messenger RNA of Pygocentrus nattereri (red-bellied piranha), 2177 nucleotides long. It is a transcript of the gene irf2bp2a, whose product is annotated as interferon regulatory factor 2 binding protein 2a. The record is from RefSeq and is a predicted model, not a curated record. Bases 249 to 1760 code for a protein of 503 amino acids. The transcript has 2 exons. Gene Ontology annotation, cellular component: nucleus. Gene Ontology annotation, biological process: regulation of transcription by RNA polymerase II. Lineage: Eukaryota; Metazoa; Chordata; Actinopteri; Characiformes; Serrasalmidae. Gene Ontology annotation, molecular function: transcription corepressor activity.
GCUGGAACCACAAGUUCAGCGUUCGGCGAUGACGUCACGGCUCCACAUCACACUCGCAGAGUAAUAGUGAGCGAGUGCGCGAGCUGGGCAGACGCGCGCCGUAGUAAAGCGCACGCUGCUAUGAAGUUGUGAGCGAGCCGCUGCCCCAGCCGCCGUGCCAGCCGCCGUGCCAGCCGCCGUCCGCUCGGGGCGACACACGAGGACGUUUUCUGAGGGGAUUUUCGGCGGUUUUCCUUCAACCGAAAGAAAUGUCGUCUGCGGCGGUCGCUGCCUCCAGAAGGCAGUCGUGUUAUUUGUGUGACUUGCCCCGCAUGCCGUGGGCCAUGAUCUGGGAUUUUACCGAGCCCGUGUGCAGAGGAUGUGUUAACUACGAGGGAGCGGACCGGAUCGAGUUCGUUAUUGAAACGGCGAGGCAGCUGAAACGAGCCCACGGGUUUCAGGAGGGCAGGUCGCCGGGACCGGGGAAACCGCUCUCGGGGAAAGACGUUCAGGCAGGAGACCCGGGCUCGCGGCCACCGCAACCACUGGACCGCUACCCCCUGUCGUCUGACCGUCCGCCCAGGCUGGGAGCAGAAUACCAACCGGGAAGGCAGACGAACGGCAUUCCCGUUCCUAACGGAUUCUCUAAACCGGACGAUCCACCGGAGCUGAACCGCCAGAGCCCCAACCCUCGAAGGACUAGCACCGUCCCCCAGAACUCCGUGCCUUUGGGGAACGGCAGCAUGCCUCCCGUCCACGCCAUUAACGGCAGGCCAGGCCCGAUUGGACUACCGGCUGGUCUCACGGCGCCCAGCCCCAUGGAGCUCGGCGGUAAGCGGCCAGCCUCCGUCUCGAGCACGGAGCACGACCGAGAGGUGAAAGACAAGCACCGGCCGGACAGCCUGACCCCGGACAUCACCGAGAGCCACAAGACCCGGGCGGAAGACUGGAUAAACAAGGGCAAAACGGUGAGAGACCUAAUGGCGCUCAGCCCUUACGACAGCAGGUUCAAAAAGGACGCCAUGCAACAAAGGAUGAUGUACGAAAGCGCCCCUGCCUCCAAAUCAGACAGGGGGAAGCAUCCCAGGAGCAUGAAGCGGAAAGCCUCUCCGGAGCCGGACGGCGAGGCCACCGCGGGGAAGCUCAACGGAGACCAGUGGCUUCCGCCGUCUGGAGACGGCAUGAAGCUUCCCGCUGCCGCGGCCCCGGCGAGCUUUGGCCCGUCCACAGCAUCCCCGCUGCCCCGCGGCACUCCGCCCGAGGCCGCGCACAACGGCCAGUCGCCCAUGGCGGCGCUCAUCCUGGCCGCGGAUAACGCGGGAGGCGGCAGCUCACCUAAGGACGCGAACCAGGUGCAUUCCACGACGCGGCGGAACAGCGGCAGCCCGCUCUCACCGUCGUCCACGAGCCAGCGGAGGGCGGCAGCGACGCGGGAAGGGUCCGGCGCGGCCACCCCGCACGCGGCGCCAGUCGACCAUACGCACCCGCAGAGCGUGCCGGACUCCUCGGUGCCCGGCGGCAUGCCGCUGUGCUGCACGCUGUGCCACGAGCGCCUCGAGGACACGCACUUCGUCCAGUGUCCCUCGGUGCCCUCGCACAAGUUCUGCUUCCCCUGCUCACGAGAGAGCAUCAAGCAGCAGGGCGCCACGGGAGAGGUGUACUGUCCGAGCGGAGAGAAGUGUCCGCUCGUGGGCUCCAACGUGCCGUGGGCGUUUAUGCAAGGCGAAAUCGCGACGAUCCUGGCGGGGGACGUGAAAGUGAAAAAGGAGCGGGACCCGUGAUUUGGACGCGCCUGAUUUCCUCGUUUUGAGAACGCGGACCUCUAUAAAUAGCCUAUAUAACUGCGAACAUCACGAACCCCACCCGAACUGAAACGACCGGACUUGUACAUACUGGACACACGAGACGUGCAUAUUUCGUAAACAUUGCUGUAUACUUUUUUUGAUUUUUGAAUACAUUGUGUUUCUAUAUUUUUGAAGAUAAAGAUAUGUACUCAUUAUACCGGAUUACGUUCCUCUGUCGAUGUUUAACGAUUUCUCGAUGUACCUUUAGGUAUGGUGGCAAUUCCUGUUAAACGUAGAAUGUGACUAAUGCAACUCUACGAGCACUUGGCACAAGUGAAAAUGCUUUUAGCUGUACUUGUAUGCACUUGUUUUAAAAAAAAACUGCCAAAUACAUUUUUUCUGAUGUUGUAUUAA